Triticum turgidum subsp. durum (durum wheat) is the source of this 1446-nucleotide messenger RNA. NCBI's taxonomy places the organism in Eukaryota, Viridiplantae, Streptophyta, Magnoliopsida, Poales, Poaceae. The record is from the annotation of a GenBank genome assembly.
AUGGGCCGGUUCGGGUGGCUCCGGCUCGCGUCGAGGUCCCUCGCGCGCCGCUCCGGCGAGGCGUCUGCGCAGAGGAGCGCAUGGAUUCGGCCGUCUACACGCACAGCUUGCAGCUCUAGUGGCACAUAUGUUGCUGAUAGGUGCUUUGGUCGAUCCACGUUUACAUCAUCUGUACCGAGCAGGUUCUUUCAUUCUACAGGUCAACGUUAUUCGAUGGAGAGGGACUAUUACAAGAUUCUUGGGGUCACUAAAGAUGCCUCUCAAGAUGACAUAAAAAAGGCUUUUCAAUCUCUUGCAAAGAAGUACCAUCCAGACACAAAUAGAGGAAAUACUGCUGCGAAAAGGAUGUUUCAGGAAGUAAGAGACGCAUACGAGACUCUUCGGGAUCCUUCAAAGAGACAGCAGUAUGAUAUGCUAUUUUCUGGAGGGUCAGCUGCAAAUUCCACAAGGGGUAGGGGGGAGUUCGAUGGAUCCUAUGAAGAUCCAUUUUCAAGAUUCAACAAACAGAACGACGACCCUUUUGCAGAAUUCUACAGACAAAAUGAUGGUCCUUUUUCUAAUCAGUUUUACAAAGUAUUCUCAGAGGUUUUCCAGCAUGAUGUGGAUGUACAUGCCAGUGACAUUGAGAUAGAGCUGAAUCUGUCUUUUGGCGAAGCUGCUAAAGGAUGUACGAAGGAAGUUCCCUUCAGUGCAAAGAAUCUCUGUUACUCAUGUGAUGGGAGAGGAUACUUGGCCAAUGCAAGAAAAUAUGUUUGCCCUUCUUGUAAAGGUGCAGGAAAAGUUAGUAUGUAUCCGUUCACAUCCAUUUGUACUACUUGCAGAGGCUUCGGGAAAGUGAUUAAGGAUCACUGCCUAACAUGCAAAGGUGCAGGGGUGGUAGAUGGUAUGAAAUAUGCAAACGUGAUCAUUCCAGCAGGAGUUGAUUCUGGUGAUACAAUUCAUGUACGGGAGGCUGGAAAUAGCGGUGGACGUGGAGCCAUACCUGGAAGUCUAUACAUUAAGCUUCGAGUAGCAAGUGAUCCAGUAUUUGUUCGAGAUGGUGCUGAUGUACAUGUGGACAAAAAGAUAAGCUUCACACAGGCAAUGCUUGGUGGAAAAAUCGAAGUGCCCACUUUAGAUGGUAAAACAGAAAUUAAGAUACCCAAAGGAGUUCAACCAGGGCAAGUUGUCGUUUUAAGGGGGAAAGGAUUGGAAUUACCAAACCAGGCAGGAUAUUUCGGAGACCAACAUGUCCGUUUCAAAAUACAUUUUCCAUUGAAGGUUAACGAACGUCAGCGUGCACUGUUGGAAGACUUUGCAGCAGAGGAAGCCACGAAAGAACAGAGUUUUUUUGCAACAGGAAACUGGUUGGAGCUCAUUGCUGAAAAUAUGAAGAGCCAAAAUUUCAUGAUCGGGCUUGGCUUUGUCAUGCUGAUUUAUCUGAUGCUGAGCAAGACUCUGAGUUAA